Molecule: messenger RNA, 897 nt
Organism: Hyaloscypha bicolor E
Lineage: Eukaryota; Fungi; Ascomycota; Leotiomycetes; Helotiales; Hyaloscyphaceae
Product: S-adenosyl-L-methionine-dependent methyltransferase
Exons: 1
Coding region: 133-801 (222 amino acids)
Molecular function (GO): O-methyltransferase activity; S-adenosylmethionine-dependent methyltransferase activity
Source: RefSeq, a predicted model, not a curated record
CAAAUUCCUAGGAAGUCUAUCUUUGUACCUCGAUUUUUCUCCCCUAACCGAAGGCCAACGCCCGUUCCCACACUCGGUGUCACUCCUAUAAACAUUAUCAACAGCCUCACUCCCAACACCAGCACCACCAAAAUGGCCUCCCCCGCAACCGGCCACCUCCGUAAAGCAGGCAAAAUCGACGCACAGGCGCAAUCCAGCCUCCUCAAACCCAAUCCCCAACUCGACCACGCACUCUCCAACUCCAUUGCGAAUGGCCUGCCGCCAAUCACUAUAUCCGCCCUGCAAGGCCAAUACCUAGCCAUUCAAUGCCAGCUCAUCGGCGCCAAAUCCGUGCUCGAGAUUGGGACCCUAGGAGGUUAUUCCACAAUCUGGUUCGCCAGCACCGGCGCCAGAGUAACCAGCAUCGAGAUUAACACCAAGCACCGCUCUGUCGCACUAGAGAACACCAAGGGCCUUGAUGUGGAAAUCAUUCUGGGUGCCGCACUAGAUGUUUUGCCGAAGUUGGCAAGGGAGGGAAGGAAGUUUGAUCUAGUGUUUAUUGAUGCAGAUUGGGAGGAGCAGUGGGAGUAUUUCCAGUGGGCGGUCAAGUUGACGAGGUUGAAUGGGUGCAUUUAUGUCGAUAAUGUGGUGAGGGAGUUGUUGGAGCAUGAGAAUGUGGGAGAGAGUGAGAGUUUGGUUACGAAGGUGGGGAGGGAGGAAAGCGUUACUGCUACGCUUGUGUCGACGGUUUCUAGUCAUAAAACGAAGGUGGAUGAGAUGUUUGAUGGAUUUAUGUUGGCCGUUGUCAAUGGCGAUAAGUAGUUUUUUUUAUGAGUUUACUUGGGAAGUGAGAGCGCAAAGAGAGCAACUCCUUUCAUAAUCAGAAACAGAAUUUUGGGGAAUAAAUGCCCCCAGAAG